AUGGUGGGAUAUCCCACUGCGGUUGGCACCUUGCCAAAUGAAAUCCUUAUGAAUAUCUUCUGCCUCUUCCCCACCACUUCCCUCCUCCCUCUCACCCUUACCUCUCAUCGCAUCCACGAUGUGAUUCUCCGCAUUGUCCACAAUCGAAUGCUUGCAGCCGCGAGCAUUCCGGGUCAUCAAGUCAUUCUUGAUGUAGUGGGCUUGCAAGAACGCUGCACCUUGGGACAAUUGCGCGGUUUAUACUCCCAUUUCCGUCCUAUUCAACCUGAAGGCGAUCGAAAAGUGUGGGCUGUACAUCCCAUAAACGGCUGGAGAGCUACAACCCUUGAUACAUUCAGAGAGAAUACUGGAGGUUUGGUUGCACAAAACGUUGAUCUCGAAUCAUACGAGCAAUUUUCGCAGCUCCAAUCAGCGGUCAACGUGGUGAAGAUCGGACCUCGAAAAGGAAUAUUCCAAAGCUGCAUUACAGUUGGCGAAGGCUUGACAAGAUUUUGGAGGAACUGGUUGGGGGAACAGGCGAAGAAGAAUUGGUCUGCGAGUUUCGCCCAGGCAGAGUCACAAGAUGAGCGUCUGCUCUGGUCUUCUAUGAAUCAGCAUACUGGACUUCGCCUCCGUGUCAUUGAAAGACUAGGCUCUGCAAGUUCUUCCACGAGGAUUCACGUAGACGAUGACAACGUGUCGUACACUCUGCAGUACGAAGAACUUGUGGUACGAACAAGCCGACUUCUCCUACAAGUCGAGAAAACUCUUUCUGAGGAAGUGAACCACGAAGGUAAAGCCAUGAUGGCCAUAGCCUAA
Molecule: messenger RNA, 798 nt
Organism: Cadophora gregata
Lineage: Eukaryota; Fungi; Ascomycota; Leotiomycetes; Helotiales; Ploettnerulaceae
Exons: 4
Coding region: 1-798 (265 amino acids)
Molecular function (GO): protein binding
Source: RefSeq, a predicted model, not a curated record